AUGGCUUUGGGUCAAUCGAUUAGAGGGUUUCUGGCUUGUAUUCGACCAGUGUUGGUUGUCGACGGGGCCCACCUAAAAGGGAAGUUCAGAGGGGUAUUGUUAAUAGCUUCUGGUGCGGAUGAAAAUAACCAGAUUUACCCUGUUGCAUUUGCUAUUGUCGACGGUGAGACUGUAGCAUCAUGGGUAUGGUUUAUGACUCAAUUAAAAGGUGCGCUCGGCGUAGUGAACAAUUUGGUUUUCGUUUCCGAUAGACAUCACACCAUUUGUAAGGCAAUUGACAAGGUAUUUCCCACUGCAUUUCAUUGCUUUUGUAUACAACAUAUUAAGAUGAACUUGUUAGCAAAAUUUAAAGUCGAUGCGAAGGCACUCGAGGAACUAUUUCUAAAAGCUGCGAAAGCAUAUCGAGAGUCUUAUUUCAACUCAAUCUGGGCUCAACUUGGUGCGUACCCUGGUGUGAGGGAGUAUCUGGAUGACAUUGGGAAGGAGCGUUGGGCUCGUUGUUUCCAAACAGAAUUGAGGUACACACAUAUGACCAGUAAUAAUGCGGAGUUUGUGAAUGCCCUCUUUAGACACGCACGUAGGUUGCCAGUAACUGCUUUAUUGGACCAUAUCAGAGGUCURUUACAGACUUGGUUCUACRAUCGAUGGACGCUUGCCUCUUUYCGAUCAACCACAUUGUCCGACUACGCAGAAAAUAAGCUUGCUGAAUACUCGGACAAUGCCAGGGGACACGUUGUAGUGAACAUCGACCAGUUUCAUGUCCAGGUACGUGAUGGUAACCUUGACGGGAUUGUUGAUUUCAACUCUAGGACAUGUAGUUGUCGGGAGUUUGAUUAUUUUAAAAUUCCAUGCUCUCAUGCUAUUGCCAGGGCGAUGAUGCGAAACAUAAAUCCAUACACUCUGUGUGACGAGRCAUACACGACGAACUCCURGGUAAUGGCUUAUGCAGAACCAAUAUUUCCAAUUGGUCACGUCUCAACGUGGAACAAUUCUCCAGAUUUUGUCGAUACACCGGUAGAAGCACCAGAUAUGGUUCCUAGAGUUGGCAGGAGGCGGACAGUUAGGAUUGCUUCCACGGGCGAGGUGCGCCAAACACGUAAGUGCGGUCGGUGUGGUACAUCGGGGCACAAUCGCAAAACAUGUAAUGAACCCAUUAACACAGCGUGA
Messenger RNA from Momordica charantia (bitter melon), 1167 nucleotides. Its product is annotated as protein FAR1-RELATED SEQUENCE 4-like. Lineage: Eukaryota; Viridiplantae; Streptophyta; Magnoliopsida; Cucurbitales; Cucurbitaceae. The record is from RefSeq and is a predicted model, not a curated record. Gene Ontology annotation, molecular function: zinc ion binding.